Molecule: messenger RNA, 737 nt
Organism: Pisolithus orientalis
Lineage: Eukaryota; Fungi; Basidiomycota; Agaricomycetes; Boletales; Pisolithaceae
Exons: 3
Coding region: 174-596 (140 amino acids)
Source: RefSeq, a predicted model, not a curated record
ACACGCCAGUACCCGAAUGCUUAUGUCGAUCAAAGGUAAAUAAGGCGUUCGACUACUGCUUGAACAGGUAUCGUGCUAUCCUCCACCUCUGGACCAGGUAUCGCGCUAUCCUUCACGUACUAUCAUACAGUCUACUUGCCUUUCAUUGACACGACUACUCCGCACGUCCAACGAUGGCAUUCGCCAAACUCAAGGCGGCGUUCAAGCGCAAAUCUGCCGCUAAUCGUAAUCCUGGGGCAGACCCUCCAGCUCCCUCUACGACGGGUGGACAUGGGGCCCAGCCUUCUCAACAAGUUUCGCAGACGGUGGCUCCUGUCCCCGGUACCGGCGGGGGCCAGUCUUCUCAGCAAGUCGCGCAGCCGCCUCCUCCACCUAGUACUAGUGCGACCCAGCCUUCUCAGCCAGUUUCGCAGAUGCCAGCUCCGGUUCCCCACACUAGUGCGACACCGGUUCCCGUACCCAGAACCAGUUCGCGCAGGGUUCCGGGACAGGCUGUGAGUACCGACGUUGCUCCGUAUCCAGGCUGGACGGGUGGCUUACAUAUCUUAAUAGCAAGUGAGGGAGGGAGAAGACGUCGGGGCUGCCCCUGCGAAUAGGAGGUUUCUCAGACUGCGAGCGGCCAUGAACAGGUUGCGGUCAUUCUUCCGUCGGGGAGGGCAAAACGAGGGGGAGCAAGCAGAAACUGUGCCCGGCAACAGACCCCGCUCCUCGCUCUCCAUACGCACCGUUCCGCGAGG